UUUAGCAGGAGACUCGGCACUCUCUCUGGGUCAGUCCCUCUCCUCUGUCUCCCCAGCUGCAUCUUUUCCAAGCGAGCCUCCUUCUCCUCCUUCUCCUCCUUUCCAAUGGGCUCUUUGGUUGCCAAGCUUCUCCUGCCAACUUUGAGCAGCCUGGCUUUCCUCCCGACCAUCAGCAUCGCCGCCAAGAGGCAAUUCCACAUGGAAGCCAUGGUCUAUUUCUUCACCAUGUUCUUCGUUGCGAUUUACCAUGCGUGCGAAGGACCUGGUUUAGCCAUUCUCUGUUUCAUGCAAUACGACCUCCUGGAAUAUUUCAGCAUCUUUGGGACUGCGCUAUCAAUGUGGGUGUCGCUGAUAGCCCUGGCGGAGUUUGACGAGCCAAAGAGAUCCACCUUGGUGAUGUUUGGCGUGCUCACCAUCGCCGUCCGGAUCUACCACGACCGGUGGGGAUACGGCGUCUAUUCUGGACCCAUCGGCACCGCCGUCCUCAUGAUCACCGUCAAAUGGUUGCAAAAGAUGAAGGAGAAGAAAGGACUCUAUCCAGAGAAAAGCGUCUACACUCAACAGAUCGGCCCCGGCUUCUGUUUUGGAGCACUUGCUUUGAUGCUGAGGUUCUUUUUUGAGGAGUGGGAUUAUACCUACGUCCACAGCUUCUACCAUUGCGCCUUGGCCAUGUCUUUCGUCCUUCUCCUGCCCAAGGUGAACAAGAAGGCCGGCAAUGGGGGUGCCCCUGCCAAGCUGGACUGCUCCACACUUUGCUGUUGUGUGUGAAGGCGGGCAGAGGAAGAUACCCAUCCGCUAUCAAGACUUUGGGCAUUUCUUCUCCCCCCAAAAUGGCAUCUAUAAUGACCAAUUUGGCAAGGCCAUCUUGACUUUGGGGUUUGGGUCAGGGUUUUGCUCCCUGUUCUUCAAGGCAAGACUUGGUGGGGUGCCUUUUGUCGGUGCCAAGUGGGCACAACACACCAUUUGCAGGUCAAAAAGGUUCUGGUUUGUUGCAAUGCCAACCGUAUGAUAGGAACGGCCUUUCCCCAAAUCCAGUCCAUUUCCACUUAUGGAAAAGAGAAGCACAGGAUCGUAUGUUUUGGCAAAGGGUAGAUUUACAUGAAGCCCAAAGGAGUGGCUCGACAACGAAUCGGAUAGGAUACGAUAGGAUUAUUAUCAUUACCCUGCUUUACAUUCUUAAAUGAGACCCAAAUACUAAAAAUAGUAGGAGGGAAAGAGUAAAUACUUUUGGGACGGCAAAGGCGUAACCAGGACCAUCUUCACCAAUGAGAGAACAUUAUUAUUAUUAUUAUUAUUAUUAUUAUUAUUAUUAUUGGUAUUAAUAUUAGUAUUAUACUAGCUUGGGGACCUGGUGAUGCCCAGGUUAUUUGAAAAGGGCAUUUGUCAGACUGGUUAUUUGUCAGCUGGUUCAGUGCUUUCUGGAGAAGGGUGAACUACAACUCCCAUACCAAGACAAUCAUCCCCCAACCCACAUCUGUAUGUACAGUUGGCUAUGUUAGGUCUGUGUGCCACGUUUGGUCCAGAUCUGACGUUGGCUGGGUUCAGGGCUCUCUGGAUAAGGGUAAACUACAACUUCCAUAUGUCAAGGACAGUCACUACCAAACCAGGCCUGUAUGUACAGUUGGCCAUGUUAGGUCUGGGUGCCAAGUUUGGUCCGGAUCUCACGUCGGCUGGGUUCAGAGCUCUCUGGAUUAGGUGAACUACAACUCCCAGAUUCAAGAUAUUGAUAUUAGUAUUAGUAUUAUAUCACUACCAAAUCCCAUCUGUUUACACAGAUAGCCAUGUUGGGUCUGUGUGCCAAGUUUGGUCCAGAUCUGACGUUGGCUGGGUUCAGGGCUCUCUGAAUAAGGGUGAACUACAAAUCCCAUAUGCUAAGGACAAUCACCCCCAAACCAGGCCUCUAUGUACAGUUGGCCAUGUUAGGUCUGUGUGCCAAGUUUGGUCCAGAUCUGACGUUGGCUGGGUUCAGAGCUCUCUGGAUUAGGGCGAACUACAACUCCCAGAUCCAAGGUCAAUCACCACCAAAUCCCGUCUGUUUACACAGAUAGCCAUGUUAGGUCUGUGUGCCAAAUUUGAUCCAGAUCCAACGUUGGCCGGGUUCAAGGGUCUCUGGUUAAGGGUGAACUACAAAUCCCAUAUUCCAAGGACAAUCACCCCCAAACCAGACCUGUAUGCACAGUUGGCCAUGUUGGGUCUGCGUGCCAAAUUUGGUCCGGAUCUGACGUUGGCUGGGUUCAGAGCUCUCUGGAUUAGGGCGAACUACAACUCCCAGAUUCAAGGUCAAUCACCAUCAAAUCCCUUCUGUUUACACAGAUAGCCAUGUUG
Molecule: messenger RNA, 2325 nt
Organism: Anolis sagrei ordinatus
Lineage: Eukaryota; Metazoa; Chordata; Lepidosauria; Squamata; Anolidae
Gene: MYMK
Product: myomaker, myoblast fusion factor
Cellular component (GO): membrane
Source: RefSeq, a predicted model, not a curated record